Molecule: messenger RNA, 1732 nt
Organism: Erinaceus europaeus (western European hedgehog)
Lineage: Eukaryota; Metazoa; Chordata; Mammalia; Eulipotyphla; Erinaceidae
Gene: CORO1A
Product: coronin 1A
Exons: 11
Coding region: 214-1599 (461 amino acids)
Biological process (GO): cell migration; actin filament organization
Molecular function (GO): actin filament binding
Source: RefSeq, a predicted model, not a curated record
CUGCGGGCGGGGCGGCGCCUGGUGGAGGGCAGGGCUCCCCGGCCCAGCUCCGCCCCCGAGGGGCGCUGCCACCCGGAGGAGGCGGGCGCCGAGCUCCUCAUUCAUUGUCUUGACAAGAGCAUCCUCGGCGGCCAGGCUCCUCCGGCGCCUUCCUCCUCCCGCUCCUCCUCGGCGCCCUCCUCUACCGGGGGCCCCUCCUCUCUCGGCGGCAGGAUGAGCCGGCAGGUGGUGCGUUCCAGCAAAUUCCGCCAUGUGUUUGGCCAGCCAGCCAAGGCUGACCAGUGCUAUGAGGAUGUGCGGGUGUCACAGACCACCUGGGACAGUGGCUUCUGUGCCGUCAACCCCAAGUUUGUGGCCCUGAUCUGUGAGGCCAGUGGGGGAGGUGCCUUCCUGGUGCUGCCUCUGGGCAAGACGGGACGAGUGGACAAGAAUGUGCCCACGGUGUGCGGCCACACAGCCCCUGUGCUGGACAUUGCCUGGUGCCCACACAAUGACAACGUCAUCGCCAGUGGGUCAGAGGACUGCACAGUCAUGGUGUGGGAGAUCCACGAUGGGGGCUUGGUGCUGCCCCUGCGGGAGCCCGUGGUCACCCUGGAGGGUCACACCAAGCGCGUGGGCAUCGUGGCUUGGCACCCCACAGCGCAGAACGUGCUUCUCAGUGCAGGCUGUGACAACGUGAUCCUGGUGUGGGACGUGGGCACCGGGGCUGCCAUGCUGACGCUGGGCUCCGAUGUGCACCCUGACACCAUCUACAGCGUGGACUGGAGCCGCGAUGGCAGCCUCAUCUGCACCUCCUGCCGGGACAAGCGCGUCCGCAUCAUCGAGCCCCGCAAAGGGACCAUCGUGGCUGAGAAGGACCGCCCCCAUGAGGGGACCCGGCCUGUGCGGGCCGUGUUCGUGUCGGAUGGAAAGAUUCUCACCACUGGCUUCAGCCGUAUGAGCGAGCGGCAGGUGGCGCUGUGGGACACGAAGCACCUAGAGGAGCCGCUAUCCCUGCAGGAGCUGGACACGAGCAGCGGUGUCCUGCUGCCCUUCUUCGACCCCGACACCAACAUCGUCUACCUCUGUGGCAAGGGAGACAGCUCCAUCCGCUACUUCGAGAUCACGUCGGAGGCCCCGUUCCUGCACUAUCUUUCCAUGUUCAGCUCCAAGGAGUCCCAGCGCGGCAUGGGCUAUAUGCCCAAACGUGGCCUGGAGGUGAACAAGUGUGAGAUCGCCAGGUUCUACAAGCUGCAUGAGCGGAAGUGUGAGCCCAUUGCCAUGACGGUGCCCAGGAAGUCGGACCUAUUCCAGGAAGACCUAUACCCACCCACGGCCGGCCCUGAUGCUGCCCUCACAGCUGAGGAGUGGCUGGGGGGUCGGGACGCGGGGCCCCUUCUGAUUUCCCUCAAAGAUGGCUAUGUGCCCUCCAAGAGCCGGGAACUGAGGGUCAACCGGGGCUUGGACACGGGGCGCAGGAAGACGGCACAAGAAGCCAGUGGCACUGCCAACUCGAAUGCUGUGUCCCGACUGGAGGAGGAGAUGAGGAAGCUCCAGGCCACCGUGCAGGAGCUACAGAAGCGCUUGGAGACGCUGGAGGAGAUAGUCCAGGCCAAGUAGAGGCCUCCAGGCCCUUCAACUGAGGCCCAACACCAUCACCAUCACCCCCAACCCCUUCCCUUCCAACCAUACCCCCACUCCUCAGGCCAUAGUGGCAAAUGACAGAAUAAUAAAAUGGUUCUAUUUUCUGGUA